Molecule: messenger RNA, 681 nt
Organism: Sodiomyces alkalinus F11
Lineage: Eukaryota; Fungi; Ascomycota; Sordariomycetes; Glomerellales; Plectosphaerellaceae
Exons: 1
Coding region: 313-618 (101 amino acids)
Source: RefSeq, a predicted model, not a curated record
UCACGUCUCGAGUCCUGUCAGAAAUUCAGGUACACACUAUCAUGGUCGCAUUCGCUGAUGCUUGCGAAUGUGUUCCCCUGCGUCGGGAUGCGAAGCAACUUUGAGUGACAUGGGAAAAACACUGCGGCUCCCCAUGGGAGUUGAGGCUUCGUCCCAUGUUCUUCGCCAAAUGAUUCAGAAGCUCUACUACUAGUUGUUACAAUGGCAGUGGAACCGUCUCUAGCACAAACCAGUGCGAGAUGCGAUGGAACGAUAUAAGGCCGCAGGCCUUUCUGCAGGGACCACCACGUGGUACUACGUUGAGAAGGGGGGAUGACAAGAACACCAGGAAGCGAUUUGGGAGGAAUAGUGCAACGGCAAAGGGGACGAGGGGUAAUCGCUGGUCGCGGUGCAACCAACCGCCGACCGAUCAACGAACCAGGGGCAUGGGAAGGAUUGCGGACGCACUCGCAUGUACGAAGUAGGCUGAGAGCUUCAUGGUGGGAAAACAAGGGUCGUGACGAACUCCUCGUUGGGUAUCAUAUUGACCCGAGCGAGUCCUCCUCGUCUUACGACCAUUUCGCCAUGUCGCCUCUGCCCUGGCUGCAAACCAGACUAGGAGAACGCGAGCCUGUGUGAUAAGAAGUAACGAUGACCGGAGAGUCGCAAAGGCGUAGCCCAUCGGGCCUAGUGAUGCAAGGC